Messenger RNA from Vigna angularis (adzuki bean), 3470 nucleotides. Its product is annotated as ABC transporter B family member 21. Gene Ontology annotation, molecular function: ATP binding; ABC-type transporter activity; ATP hydrolysis activity. The transcript has 11 exons. Gene Ontology annotation, biological process: transmembrane transport. The record is from RefSeq and is a predicted model, not a curated record. Lineage: Eukaryota; Viridiplantae; Streptophyta; Magnoliopsida; Fabales; Fabaceae. Gene Ontology annotation, cellular component: membrane. The coding region runs from base 144 to 3347 and encodes 1067 amino acids.
CUUAUACCUCAAAGCAAUUUUGAGGCAAGAUAUCAUCUUCUUUGACAAGGAAACCAACAGUGGCGAGGUUGUUGGAAGGAUGUCAGGGGACACAGUUCUUAUUCAAGAAGCCAUGGGAGAGAAGGUAGGAAAAUUCAUCCAAUAUGUGGCAUGUUUUUUUGGAGAUGGCAUCCCGAGGACAAGCAGCUUAUUCCGAAGCAGCAACUCUAGUGGAGCGGACAAUUGGUUCAAUUCGAACUGUAGCAUCAUUUACCGGAGAGAAGCAAGCUAUAGCUCAAUACAAUCAAUACUUAACAAAAGCUUACAGAGUGGGAGUGCAAGAGGGUUUGGCUGGUGGGUUUGGCUUUGGUUUUGUUCGUUUAUUUGUUUACUGUACCUAUGGUUUGACAAUUUGGUUUGGAGGGAAGAUGGUUAUAGAGAAAGGUUAUACGGGAGGACAAGUCAUUAGUGUAUUUUUUGCAGUUUUGACGGGCUCUAUGUCUCUGGGACAGGCAUCUCCAAGCUUAGCUGCAUUUGCUGCAGGACAAGCAGCAGCAUUUAAAAUGUUUGAAACAAUAAAGAGGCAACCAGAUAUUGAUGCUUAUGACUCUUCUGGUCAACAACUAGAUGACAUUUCAGGAGAUAUAGAACUUAGGGAGGUUUGUUUUAGUUAUCCUUCAAGACCGGAUGAGCAGAUUUUCAAUAGAUUUUCAAUUUCAAUAUCAAGUGGCACUACUGCAGCAUUGGUAGGGCAAAGUGGAAGUGGGAAAUCAACAGUUAUCAGUUUAAUUGAAAGAUUUUAUGAUCCAAACGCUGGUGAAGUUCUCAUUGAUGGCAUCAACCUCAGAGGAUUUCAAUUGAAGUGGAUCAGACAGAAAAUUGGCCUUGUCAGCCAGGAGCCAGUUCUUUUUACUUGCAGCAUUAAAGAGAAUAUUGCCUAUGGAAAGGAACGGGCAACAGAUGAAGAAAUAAGAGCAGCAGCUGCACUUGCAAAUGCUUCUAAUUUCAUAGAUAAAUUUCCCCAUGGAUUUGACACAAUGGUUGGAGAGCAUGGAACUCAACUCUCUGGAGGUCAAAAGCAAAGAAUAUCUAUAGCGAGAGCAAUUCUGAAGGACCCAAGAAUUCUGCUCCUUGAUGAAGCUACAAGUGCUCUAGAUGUGGAAUCAGAAAGAGUAGUGCAAGAGACACUAGACAGAAUUAUGAUCAACCGAACAACUGUCAUUGUAGCUCACCGCCUUAGCACAAUAAGGAAUGCUGAUGUCAUUGCCGUUAUUCAUCAAGGAAAUGUCGUAGAAAAAGGUACACAUGCUGACCUCACUCAAGAUCCUGAUGGAGCUUUUAGCCAGCUCGUUAGAUUGCAAGAAAUUAAAAGGGAGUCAGAACAGCAUGAUGCAAAUUACUUAAGCAGGCCAGAAAACUUGGUAGAUUCUAAACGACAACCGAGCCAACGGUAUUCUUUCCCUCAAUCUUUAAGCCGGGGAUCAUCUGGAAGAGGAAGCAGCAGUCAGAACUCAUUCAGAAUAUCAAAUGCCAUGCCCACCACGCAUGAUCACUUUGAAACCUCAGAAGGAGGGUCUGGAGAUUUUCCUUCAGCAGCAUCAGAUAAACCUAAGGAAAUUUCAAUUCUCCGCAUUGCUUAUCUUAACAAGCCUGAAAUCCCAUUGUUACUCGUGGGGACUCUAGCAGCAGCAGUAACAGGGGCAAUACUACCCACCGUGGGGCUCCUUCUUUCCCACAUGAUAAAUACUUUCUUUGAGCCCGCAGAUGAACUCCGGAAAGACUCCAAAUUUUGGGCACUAAUAUUUGUUGCUCUUAGUGUGGGUGCCUUCAUAUUUCUUCCAUUAAGGUCCUACUUUUUUUCUGUAGCUGGUUGUAAGUUAAUAAAAAGGAUCCGGCUAAUGUGUUUUGAGAAAAUAAUUCACAUGGAAAUAAGCUGGUUCGAUAAAGCCGAAAAUUCAAGUGGAGCACUUGGAGCAAGGCUGUCCACUGAUGCAGCUUCUAUUCGAACUUUGGUUGGGGAUGCUCUUGGUUUGCUGGUUCAAGAUAUUGCUACAGUAGUUACAGCCUUGGCAAUUGCCUUUGACGCAAACUGGCAGCUUUCUCUCAUAGUUCUUGUUUUGGUACCUCUAAUAGUUCUAAAUGGACAUCUGCAAAUGAAGUCCAUGCAAGGAUUCAGCGCAGAUGCAAAGAAACUAUAUGAGGAAGCAAGCCAAGUAGCGAAUGAUGCAGUAGGGAAUAUCAGAACAGUUGCUGCUUUCUGUGCUGAAGAGAAGGUAAUGAAGUUAUACCAUAAAAAAUGUGCAGGACCCAUCCAGACAGGUAUAAGGCAAGGUUUAAUCAGCGGAACGGGUUUUGGGUUAUCACUGUUCUUUCUGUUCUCGGUUUAUGCAUGCAGUUUUUAUGCUGGGGCUAAACUUGUAGAGAAGGGAAAAACAUCAAUCUCAGACGUUUUCCGUGUAUUUUUUUCUCUCUCGAUGGCAGCUAUAGCAAUGUCACAAUCUGGCUUCAUGACCCCAGCUGCAAGUAAAACAGAAAGUUCUGCAGCUUCUGUAUUUGCUAUCCUUGAUCAGAAAUCAAUAAUAGAUACCAGUGACGAGUUAGGAAUGACAUUGGAACAAGUGAAGGGAGAUAUCGAGUUUCACCAUGUCACUUUCAAGUAUCCAACCAGACCCCAUGUUCCUGUAUUCAAAGAUCUUUCCUUGACCAUUCACGCAGGAGAGACAAUUGCUCUAGUUGGUGAAAGUGGAAGUGGAAAGUCAACUGUGAUCUCAUUGUUACAAAGAUUUUACGACCCAGAUUCAGGUCAGAUUACACUGGAUGGAACAGAAAUCCAAAAGCUAAAACUUAAAUGGUUUAGGCAGCAGAUGGGUCUGGUAAGCCAGGAGCCUGUGUUGUUUAAUGACACCAUUCGAGCCAAUAUUGCAUAUGGAAAAGGUGGUGAUGCAACAGAGGCUGAAAUUAUAGCUGCAGCAGAACUGGCAAAUGCACACAAGUUCAUUAGCAGUUUGCAGCAGGGUUAUGAUACAUUAGUGGGGGAGAGAGGGAUUCAACUUUCUGGAGGGCAGAAGCAGCGGGUGGCAAUUGCAAGAGCCAUCGUGAAGAGUCCAAAAAUAUUACUGCUAGAUGAAGCCACCAGUGCACUUGAUGCUGAGUCUGAAAGAGUGGUUCAGGAUGCACUUGAUCGAGUGAGGGUGGACAGAACCACAAUUGUGGUUGCUCACAGGUUAUCCACCAUAAAGGAUGCAGAUUUAAUUGCAGUGGUUAAAAAUGGAGUCAUUGCAGAGAAAGGAAAGCACGACACCUUGCUUAACAAAGGUGGUGCAUAUGAUUCGUUGGUAGCACUGCAUAUUAGUGCUGCUUCAUCAUAGACACUUUUAGUUCAUUGCCCCAAGUUACUGAUGCCUUCUUAAUCUUUUCUUCAAGGCUUUAUUCCUUUGUAAUGAAACAUUCCAAGCACUGAUUACCCACUUUUAGUGGAUUUCACGGUUACA